AUGGCGGACAGGAUAUAUUAUCCAAAUGCUGAGCUAGCAAAAACAGCGUACUGUAAUAGUAUGGAUCAGUACAAAAAAAUGCAUGAAAAAUCUAUAAAGCAGCCGGAAGAAUUUUGGAGUGAAAUAGCGAAACAAUUUUACUGGGAAACGACUUCGUCCAACGACAAAUUUUUUUCUUACAAUUUUAACCGUAACGAAGGUGAUAUUUUUAUCAAGUGGAUGGAAGGCGCAUCUACGAAUAUUAGUUUUAAUCUCCUUGAUAAAAACGUAAAAUGUGGAAAUGGCGACAAAAUUGCAUUUUAUUGGGAAGGAAAUGAUAUUGAAGAUUAUUCAAGAUUGACCUACCGAAAACUACUUGAAGAAACUUGUAAAUUUGCCAACGUUCUAAAAUCCAAAGGUGUUCAAAAAGGUGAUCGAGUAGCAAUUUACAUGCCAAUGAUAUUGGAAUUGCCGAUCGCAAUGCUUGCUUGUACUAGAAUCGGCGCCGUCCAUAGUUUUGCUGGAUACUCAUCGGAUUCAUUGGCGGAAAGAGUAUUGGAUUCAAAAGCCAAGGUUUUAUUGACAGCAGAUGGUGCUUGGCGUGGCUCAAAAUUACUCCACCUAAAAGCAAUCUGUGAUCAGGCAAUGGAUAAAGUUAAAUCUCAUGGGCACAAUGUGGAAUCCUGCAUCGUUAUUUCACAUCUUCGCCGAGUAACCUGUCCUCCAGGCAACACAUCAGAUGGGGGUAAAACCAAAAAUGCCACUAGCAACGGAAGUAGCAGUGACGUAAAUUUAUCUUGGGAUGAUGAUCGUGAUUGUUGGUGGCAUGAAGAAAUGGAAGAUGCUGACUCUAGUUGUUAUCCCGUUUGGGUUGCAGCUGAAGACCCUCUUUUCAUUCUUUACACCAGUGGAUCAACUGGAAAGCCAAAAGGAGUUCUUCAUACUACUGCUGGUUAUUUGAUAUACGCUGCAACGACCUUCAAAUAUGUUUUUGACUAUAAGCCAAAUGAUGUUUAUUGGUGUACCGCAGAUAUUGGAUGGAUUACAGGUCAUACAUAUGUAGUGUACGGUCCAUUAGCUAAUGGUGCAACUUCAGUAUUGUUUGAAGGAACGCCAUUUUAUCCGCUAAACGACAGAUACUGGUCAGUCAUCGAUAAGUAUAAAGUUUCGCAAUUUUACACAGCGCCAACCGCCAUUAGGAGCUUAAUGAAAUUUGGCGAUGACUUAGUGAAGAAAUACGACCUUGAUUCUCUAAAGGUCCUUGGGUCAGUUGGAGAACCAAUCAAUUCUGAGGCUUGGUUGUGGUUUUACAAUUUGAUUGGCCAUGGUAAAUGCAGUAUAGUGGAUACUUUUUGGCAGACAGAAACUGGUGGACAUGUUGUAACACCACUUCCUGGAGCUACUCCAAUGAAGCCUGGAUCAGCAUCAUUCCCAUUCUUCGGUGUACUUCCAGAACUCUUAGACGAAGAUGGUAAAAUAAUAGAAGGCGAAGGUGAGGGUUACUUAGUCUUCCGUCAACCUUGGCCUGGUAUGAUGAGAUCGCUUUACGGAAAUCAUGAGCGCUUCCAAACAACAUAUUUUGAUAAGUUUAAUGGCUUCUAUUGUACAGGAGACGGAGCAAGGCGUGAUUCUGAUGGUUACUUUUGGGUUACUGGUCGAAUUGACGACAUGCUUAACGUAUCCGGCCAUCUCAUGUCAACAGCCGAAGUUGAAAGUGUUUUAGCCGAACAUGGAGCAGUUGCUGAAGCGGCAGUUGUUAGUAAACCUCAUCCAGUAAAAGGGCAGUGUCUUUACUGUUUCAUUACACCUAAUGAAGGAAAAAAUUUCGACAAACAGUUACAAGAUGAACUCAAAAAGAAGAUAAGAGAACGAAUCGGGCCAUUUGCACAACCAGACAUAAUCCAUCAUGCUCCAGGGCUGCCUAAAACUCGCUCAGGAAAAAUAAUGCGAAGAAUACUUAGGAAAAUUGCCGUUGGGGAUCGUAAUGUAGGAGAUACUUCAACAUUAGCCGAUGAAGGCAUUGUUGAUUUGCUUUUCCAAUUGAGACCAGAAGCUUAA
Cotesia congregata is the source of this 2037-nucleotide messenger RNA. NCBI's taxonomy places the organism in Eukaryota, Metazoa, Arthropoda, Insecta, Hymenoptera, Braconidae. The record is from the annotation of a GenBank genome assembly.